UGCCCAUUAAACGAGUAAACCCCCCCUCUCUCUCUCUGUAUCUAUAUGUGAUAAUAUUAUAUUCUUCCUCUUUUCUCUCUCACUUUCUCUCUCUAUAUCUAUUUAUUUCUCUCUCUUCCAUCUCCGCCCAUGGCGACGGUGCAGAUGGAAGAGCUAACAUCCGGUGCGAGCAGCCGUAUCAUACCGGUCUUCACGAACCUACGGCGGUCCGUACUGUCAUACGAGUCGUUCCGUCGAUCUCUCAUCUUCAUCCAAUCGAUUUUCCUCUGGUUCCUUCUUCUCCUGCCUCGUAACCGCCUCAAUUCGUCGACGUCUCAGCCGCCGUCGCCGUCUUCCGCGGCGUCUGUGGCGUCGUCGAAGCGGAAAUUCGCUUUCAGGAGAGAUGAAGAGGACACUCUGCGGCGGAGAGCUCUGGCCGAGGGUUUGGAAAUGGUGGUGGAGACCGAUGACGGGACCAGCGUGUGCCAAUGGAGCACGUCGCUGUUCAUUGGAGUUAAGCGCAACGCUUUGUUCUGCCGGUCGUGGUUCCCGGUCAACGGUGAAAUGAAGGGUAUCAUGAUUAUUAUACAUGGGCUUAAUGAGCACAGUGGACGAUAUUCUCAUUUUGCAAAGCAACUAACCUCGUGCAACUUUGGGGUCUAUGCAAUGGACUGGAUUGGUCAUGGUGGAAGCGACGGAUUACAUGGAUAUGUGCCUUCACUUGAUCAUGUUGUGGCAGACACUGGGGCUUUCUUAGAAAUGAUCAAAGCGGAAAACCCUGGGAUACCAUGUUUCCUCUUUGGUCAUUCAACUGGAGGGGCUGUUGUUUUAAAGGCAGCUUCAUUUCCACACAUUGAAGAAAUGUUGGAGGGAAUAGUACUAACUUCACCAGCUUUGCGUGUUAAACCAGCACAUCCAAUAGUUGGCGCUGUGGCUCCUUUAUUUUCACUGGUUGUUCCGAAGUACCAAUUCAAAGGUGCCAACAAAAGGGGCAUUCCAGUUUCAAGGGAUCCUGCAGCACUCUUGGCCAAGUAUUCUGACCCAUUGGUCUACACUGGGCCAAUGAGGGUCCGAACAGGUCACGAGAUCUUGCGCAUAUCCUCUCACUUGAUGCGGAAUUUAAAGUCCGUCACAGUCCCAUUCUUUGUCCUUCAUGGAACUGCCGAUAAAGUCACUGAUCCACUUGCUUCCCAGGAUCUGUUCACUGAAGCGGCCUCCACGUUUAAGGACAUAAAGCUCUAUGACGGCUUCUUGCACGACCUUCUCUUCGAGCCCGAGCGUGAAGAAAUUGCUCAGGAUAUUAUAGAUUGGAUGGAGAAGAGGCUAUGUGGAGGCAAUCUUGAAGGUGUUUACAGUCCUUGGUAAAGCUAUGUUGCAAUAAUAGUGUACUAGGGUUUGAGAGGGAUUGAGCAGGGUAAAUGGUUUAUUUCUCGGAAUGAAAUUCAUGCAGGGUAGAUGAUGAUUCAUUUCUGGAAAUGAAAUUCAUCUGACCAGUUGAACUGGAUACAUGUCUGUAAUGGGCGUGUUAUAAAUGAAACUUGCAUAUAGUUUACUGCGGAUCGAUGUCAUGAUUUGUGUUCUUCAAUCUUCAGAGAAUCUCCUCUUUGCAGGUUGUGUUUA
This is a messenger RNA of Cornus florida, 1599 nucleotides long. RefSeq lists its product as uncharacterized. The record is from RefSeq and is a predicted model, not a curated record. Gene Ontology annotation, molecular function: lipase activity. The coding region runs from base 130 to 1344 and encodes 404 amino acids. The transcript is spliced from 7 exons. NCBI's taxonomy places the organism in Eukaryota, Viridiplantae, Streptophyta, Magnoliopsida, Cornales, Cornaceae. Gene Ontology annotation, cellular component: membrane.